Molecule: messenger RNA, 1177 nt
Organism: Drosophila melanogaster (fruit fly)
Lineage: Eukaryota; Metazoa; Arthropoda; Insecta; Diptera; Drosophilidae
Exons: 1
Coding region: 127-1077 (316 amino acids)
Source: RefSeq, marked reviewed
GCCAACUAUUGGUUCAGCACCUUGGUGUUAGCCAGAUCAAAGCAGAGCGUUCGCCUGUACAGACCAAAAUUUCGUGUCUCUCAACCUGCCACAGCACCGGUUCCAAUCCAAAACCUCCGUUUAGUUAUGUUUCUGGCCAAAAGUUCAUCAAUACUUCGCCCGCAGCUUCUUAAUGAGGUGAAGGGACUAGUGAAGUCACAAUUUCUGGCUCUGUCACAGGUCGACCGACGCUUUGCCCACUCGGACGAUAGGUGCGCCAAUAAGAAAUCCAGGAAGUGCGAGCAGAGCCCACCCAAGGGUGUAGGUUUGCCCCCCCGGGAUCGAAGACAUUCUCAUACGGAUGGCGUCAGUGAUAAGUGCGCGAAGAACAAAAAAGAUAAGCGGGAGUGCAAGAAGUUUGAGUCCGAGAAUGCCAAAAAGCCGGAAUGCAAACCGCCCGUUGUCCGUGCUCCAAAAUACUACAAGCAGCUAAAACCGUGCAAGACCGACAAGGAGCUCUCCGAGCUGCAUCCCAAGUAUCUGGGUGUAUGGGGUCGUUGCGACAUACCCUACAAGCCAGAGCCCGAUUGCACCGAUCCCUGUGAUUUGGCCGUACGUUUGGAUGACAAGUACUACAAGCCCAGCAAAUCGCUGGACCGCGAAUUCGACCAGUACUGGGUGGAGUGCUUCUUCCGGAAGCAGAAACGCUGCUGCCGCAAGGUUGCUCCUGAGCGCACUUACCGCGUGUUAACCAAAAAGUGCGUUUCCGCUCCGAAGAAGGCGCCUUGCUUCACCGUCAAUCCCAUGCCAUGCAAACAAGAGGCCAAAACCAGCCCCUGUCCCAAGAUCAAGCUAUGCGAGUGUCCGCCGGCAGCUGCCAUUAACAAUUGUAAACUGGUGCGAAGACACACAAGAUGCCGGCGUCGCGCAUGCCAGUAUCCCAGCUUCUCGGAGUGCCAGCACGAGGAGCUGAACACCAGCAGACCCAUCGAGUGCCGCUGCCUGGAGGUGCCGCCGCUUUGCCUUGUCUAUCGACACGCUCUCCUCAACCGCCGACUUCCCUGUGAGCCUCUGAAGCCGCGCAAUGAAUCGUGUUAAAGGAGGCACACUUUGGAUUUGUGGACCCAUUCAUGGUGCUUCAACAAUAGGCAGAUAAAAAUUAACAGUGUAAUAAAAGAUACGAAAUUUUUGGUUAAAU